Messenger RNA from Spirodela intermedia, 1561 nucleotides. Lineage: Eukaryota; Viridiplantae; Streptophyta; Magnoliopsida; Alismatales; Araceae. The record is from the annotation of a GenBank genome assembly.
AUGGUGGUGGCGGUGGAGAAGGGGGGGGUGGAGAGGAUCACACGGGUGAGCCUCCAGGGGAAGGCGGCGGCGGGGGGGAUUCCGGUGGUUGACCUGAGGAGGGGGGAGGUGGGGGGGGCGAUGGUGAGGGCCUGCGAGGAGGUGGGGUUCUUCAAGGUGGUCAACCACGGGGUGCCGGUGGAGCUGAUGGAGUGGCUGGAGGCGGAGACGGUGGGGUUCUUUGCCAGGCCGGAGGAGGAGAAGGAGAGGGCCGCGGGGGUGGCAGCGCCGUACGGGUACGGCAGCAGGAGGAUCGGCUGCAGCGGCGACGUCGGGUGGGUGGAGUACCUCCUGAUGCAGCUCCGCGGCGGCGUCGCCGACGGCCCCGUCACCGCCCUCCUCCACCAGCACGGCGCCGCCCGGCUCUGGUAAUCCUCCUCCUCGGAGGCCCUGAGAGUGACGACGAUGACGAUAACGACGACGACGACGAUGAUGAUCUCUGUGUGUGUGGGUGGGUUUCCUGGCAGCGCGGCCAUGGCGGAGUACACGGCGGCGGUGCGGGGACUGGCGGUGGCGCUGCUGGAGGAGAUGGGGAAGGCGCUGGGGCUUGCGGCGGGGGACGCGCUGAGCAGGAUGGUGGCGGACGAGGAGAGCGACUCCCUGUUCAGGCUGAACCACUACCCGCCUUGCCCCGCCGCUGGCGAGGAGGUGACCGGAUUCGGGGAGCACACUGACCCCCAGAUCGUCUCGAUUCUCCGGGCCAACGAGACCUGCGGGCUCCAGAUAGCCCUCAGGGACGGCAACUGGGUCUCCGUUCCCCCCGACCACUCCUCCUUGUUCGUCAACGUCGGAGACUCCCUCGAGGUUACCAUCCUCUUCCUCUUCCUCUCGACGCCUGUUUCUUCAUGUAUGUAGCCGUCUCUCUUCAUGAUCUUCCUCGCGGCAAGAGAGAAGACAGGAGCCUCUCUCUCUCUCUCUCUCUCUCUCUCUCUCUCUCUCUAUGAGAUGGGCCCAUGAUAAUUUAGAGAGAGAGGAUGGGAGAGAGGAAGAGGGGGAAAGAGAGAGCAGGGCCUGCACCCUUGGAGCUGAAUCUGCAUGUGCUCGGCCCUCUGAAUGGGUUGAGCUGACGACCAGAAUUUAUUGGGAGAGGAAGCGGAGGACGAUAUGGUUCUCUCCAACACUCGUGGCUCGACAGCUUUCGGUGACGACGGCCCCUCGCUGGCUCUCUCUCUCUCUCUCCCUCGCUUGAGUGAGAGAGAGGGACAGAGAGAGAGAGAGAGAGACAGAGAGAGAGAGAGAUAUAGCUAGAGUUGUUGCUCACGGGAGACAGUGCAUGCAGGUUCUGACAAACGGGAGAUUCAGGAGCGUGAGGCACAGGGUGGUGCUCGGCGAGGAGACGAGGUCUAGGGUUUCCAUGAUCUUCUUCGGGGGACCGCCGCCAGGGGGAAGGUUGGCGCCGCUCCCGCUGAUGGUGGCGGGCGGCCAGGAAAGCCUCUACCGGGAGAUCACCUGGUCCGAGUACAAGGAGUCCUCCUUCAGAACAAGGCUGGCCGACGACCGCCUCCUCCUCUUCCACAGGUAG